UUGGAGGUUAUGGUGUUAUGGUAUUUGCAUUUGGAAUUACAAUUGCAAUACUGUUUUCACCAGGAUUUGGUAUUGAAAAAGUACAUUUUUAAUCAUUAACAUGUCAGGCAGAGGAUGUAAGAAGCGCAUGCGAAGAGAAUACAGCCCAAAUGGAAGAGCAGAAGAUAAAUCCCGUAAACCUUCACGUCCACCUCAUUUAAAAGGAAAGGAAAUUGGUUUGUUUUACAAGCAGCGAAAUACUCAUAGACGUCUUCAAGAUAGAUUUGUGGCUACAGUUGUUAUUUCUGAUGCUAAACUGCUAGAGAUUAAAAAGAUGUUGAGAAAUAACUCCAUCGAAAACCUGUGUACAAUAGGUGAAGAACCAUAUUCUUUCAUGAAGGAUUCUUCAUUUAAAAGAGAGUUUUUAUCAUUAAUACAUGGUAACAUACUUGAUAAAUUAAAAACAUCUUGUAGUAAUAUAGUUCAAAUGCCAGUGAACGAUGAACAAUUUCUGGAAGAAUAUAUGGCGAAACAAGAUAAACCAAAAUAUAAAGAAAUGAUAAACCAACGCAAAAGACUGCCUGCGUUUAAAAUGAAAGAAGACUUAAUAAAAAUAAUUGAGGGAAAUCAAGUGGUUCUUAUAAGUGGAGAAACGGGAUGUGGCAAAACGACACAAGUCGCUCAGUUUAUUUUAGAUUAUUAUAUAGAGAACAAAAAGGGUUCCAUGUGUAAAAUCGUGUGUACACAACCUAGAAGAAUAAGUGCUAUCUCCGUAGCUGAAAGGGUAGCAGAAGAAAGGGCGGAGAAAUUGGGAAUGAGCGUUGGUUACCAAAUUAGACUUGAGAAGGCAUUACCUAGAAAGCGAGGCUGUAUAUGUUUCUGUACAACCGGAGUGGUGUUGAAGCAAAUGGAGUCAGAUCCCUGUUUAAGCAAUGUUUCUCACAUUAUUCUAGAUGAGAUUCAUGAAAGGAAUGUCCCGUCGGAUUUUUUAAUUACUCUACUAAAGGAAGUUCUCAAAGAGAGGAGUGAUUUAAAGGUAAUUUUGAUGAGUGCCACUUUAAAUUCUGAUGCUUUUUCAAAAUAUUAUGACAACUGCCCCCAUAUCAAUAUACCCGGGUUUACUUACCCCGUGACACAGUAUUUCCUUGAAGAUGUUUUACAAAGAACAAAAUUUGAAUUUUUUGAAAAUAAUGUUCCUGGUCGUAAUUCUUCUAAGCCUAUCUGGAGACAACAUCUUGAUAGAAAGAAAAUGAAAGAUAAUGAUUUUGUUAGUUAUGUCGAACCAUAUGCAAGGCAAUUAUGCAAAGAACAGAAGUAUGAUGAAGUGGUUUGUAGGCAGUUGAGAAAUCCAAAUAGUGAGCAAUUAAAUAUUAAUUUAAUUAAGGAACUGUUAUUGUACAUCUGUGAAAAGGAAGACAAAGAGGGUGCUAUUUUAAUAUUCCUCCCAGGAUUAAUGAACAUAUCUUCCCUCAACAAAUUACUCGAGAAUUGUGGAAAAUUUCCCAGUCACAAGUACUUAAUAAUUCCUUUACACUCCCAGAUGCCCACAGUUGAACAGAAGGAAAUUUUUAAUCCAGCCCCGAGAGGCAUGAGGAAAAUCAUAAUUUCUACAAACAUUGCCGAAACUUCGAUAACAAUUGAUGAUGUUGUGUACGUUAUCGAUUGCGGUAGAAUAAAAAUAUCAAAUUUUGAUGUCGCUACCAAUAAUCAGACUUUAUUUGCUGAAUGGGUAAGUUUAGCGAAUGCCGAUCAGAGGAAAGGUCGAGCUGGUAGAGUAAGGCCUGGUGUCUGCUUCCAUUUGUUUAGUAAGGCGAGAUACCAGAUUCUGGAAAAAUAUCAAAAACCUGAAAUACUGCGUAUGCGACCAGACGGUACCAUCUUGACAGCUAAAAUACUACAGUUAGGGAAGGUAGAGCCGUUCUUCCAAAAGCUAAUGGACCCACCCGACCCCCAGGCUAUCGCCUUAUCCCUGAACCUUCUCCGGAGGAUAUACGCCUUGGAUGGAAAUGAAAAUUUAACACCUCUCGGUUUCCAUCUGGCUAAAUUACCACUUUCACCGCAGAUAGGGAAGAUGAUACUUUUAGGUGCCAUUUUCAGCUGUCUAGAUCCCAUACUGUCAGUUGCCGUUUCCUUAGACUUUAAGGAUGCAUUUCAAAUACCCCUCGGAAAGGAAGCGCAGGUCGAUUUGAAGAGGGUGGAGUUGGCCGGUGACUGGCUGAGUGACCACUUGCUUCUCCAUAAGGCUUUGGAAAUGUUUGAAACUGAGAGUAACCCAACCCGGUUUUGUAGGGAGUACUUCUUAAGUCCGUACAUCUUAAGACUGCUCCAGAAAAUGAAGAAAGACUUCAUGGGCCACUUGGCGGAACUCAAUUUUGUGAGGGAUAUAAACUCAAAAAAUCCAGUUAACAAUAAGAAUUCCAAUAAUAAAGCCUUGAUCAAAGCAGUGGUAUGUGCUGGAUUAUAUCCCAAUGUUGCCGUUAUUUCAAGGGGGAAAAAAAUACAAGUAAUGGGAAAUAGAAGAACUUCCAAACUCCACAUGAAAUCAGUAUUGUCUGAUGUGAAGUACUACGACUAUCCCCUUUUGGUCUACUGGGAAAAAAUUAAAACUACGUCGGACUUCAUACACGACGCCUCUCUGGUGCACCCGUUGCCAGUUAUAUUAUUUGGGGAUCGGUUUAGACAUAUUAUAAAAAAUGGCGAGAAUGUUAUAACCAUUGGCGAUGACCUGUUAUUUAAAGCACAAGAAUCGACGGUUAAUGUUAUCGAAGAGCUUAGAAGAAAAUUGAACUGGUUCUUGGGGUACAAAAUUAGCCAUCCUGGUGUGGUAAAUUGGAAUGGUGACAACGAUGAAAUCAGAAUUCUUAGAGCUAUAAUGGAACUGAUAACUAUUGAGGAGAUUGAAGAUAUAUGUGAAAAUGAUGAUGAAGAUGGCGAUUCUUCCGAUUAAUUCUUCGAAACUUAGAAGAGAUUGUAACAAAAUGUGUAUGUGGGACACAUUUGGAUAUUACUUAGUUGUAUCAUAAUGUUUCUCUCUCUGUUUAAUACCAACAACAUUUUUUUACCUCUUAUCAGAAACUGUUCUUUAUUUUGCUGUGAUGCUAAAAAAAUAAAUACUUUGUU
This is a messenger RNA of Anoplophora glabripennis (Asian longhorned beetle), 3099 nucleotides long. RefSeq names its product ATP-dependent RNA helicase DHX36. Lineage: Eukaryota; Metazoa; Arthropoda; Insecta; Coleoptera; Cerambycidae. The record is from RefSeq and is a predicted model, not a curated record. Gene Ontology annotation, cellular component: cytoplasm; intracellular anatomical structure; nucleus. The transcript is spliced from 12 exons. Gene Ontology annotation, molecular function: DNA helicase activity; ATP binding; G-quadruplex RNA binding. Bases 101 to 2926 code for a protein of 941 amino acids.